Molecule: messenger RNA, 6121 nt
Organism: Papaver somniferum (opium poppy)
Lineage: Eukaryota; Viridiplantae; Streptophyta; Magnoliopsida; Ranunculales; Papaveraceae
Exons: 11
Coding region: 115-5556 (1813 amino acids)
Biological process (GO): CAAX-box protein processing
Cellular component (GO): membrane
Molecular function (GO): metalloendopeptidase activity
Source: RefSeq, a predicted model, not a curated record
CUCAUAUCACACUAUUCAGAUCCCUAAUAACUCUUUCCAUUUUCUUUUCUCACACUCCAUUUCCACUCCACUCAUCUCUCUGGUUUCAAUUCAUCAUCGUCUUCAUCACAUGAAAUGAGUUUAACAUCUCCAAAUUCAAAUCUCCAAAUCCAGUUCCCAAACACAAAUCACCUCUCAUUUCUAUCAACAACUACUCAUGAAGAAAUCCAACAAUUUCGUGUCUGGAAAAGAUUUUUAAAAAACAAGAAGAAAUCAUCAUUAUCUUUUUCAAUUCACAAUUCGUUGUCUCCAGAAGUUAUAGUUUCAUCCUCGUUCAACAAUUUAUUCAAGAAUUUUAUUACUCAAUUUCCUUAUGUUAAUUCAUUUGAUGUGAUUUUACCUGCCCUAGGUUUAGCUUCUGGGAUUUUUCUAUACUUACAACAAUCAAAACCGAAAUCGAAGAGACGACGUGCUUUAUUUUCGAAUUCAUCAUCCGCCACACGGCAGCGGCGAUUGAGUGGUGGUGGUGGUGGGGAGGAGGAUGAGGAGUGGGUACUGUUUAGUAGUCCGACGCCGUUUAAUCGGUUCGUAAUUUUACGGUGUUCAUCGAUUUUGUUGUUGGAGAAUGAUGGUGGUAAUGUUAAUGAGAAGCUAGUGAAAGAGGAGAGGCAUUAUGUGAAAUUGAAUGGGAGAGUGAGGGAUUUUAGUAGUGAGGAUGGUGGUGAUGGUGUUGUGUAUCAGAGAGUUUGUGUUAGUUGUGAUGAUGGUGGUGUGAUUUCGUUAGAUUGGCCGGUGAAUUUGGAUUUGGAAGAAGGGAAUGGGUUAGAUACAACAAUGUUGCUUGUACCUGGCACGGCUGAAGGGAGUGGCGAUAGGGAUGUGAAGCUGUUUGUUGCGGAGACGCUUAGACGGGGGUGUUUUCCGAUUGUGAUGAAUCCUAGAGGUUCUGCUGGUUCUCCACUUACUACCCCAAGAUUAUUUACAGCUGGUGACAGCGAUGAUAUCCGUACGGCUAUACAGUUUAUCAAUAGUUCUAGGCCAGGAAAUACAUUGAUGGGGGUUGGAUGGGGUUAUGGUGCAAAUAUGCUUACCAAAUACCUCGCAGAAGUCUCAGAGAGAACUCCUCUAACGGCUGUUGUAUGCAUUGACAAUCCCUUCGAUCUAGAGGAAGCCACUAGGUCAUCUCUGCAUCACAAUGCUCUUGACCAGAAGCUGGCCGAUGGAUUAAAAGAGAUUUUGAAAUCCAACAAGGCACUCUUUCAAGGCAGAGCAAAGAAAUUUGAUGUGGAAAAAGCUCUAGAAGCCACCUCACUACGUGAUUUUGACCAAGCAAUAUCUGUGGUAUCUUGUGGGUACGAGGGAAUCGAAGAGUUCUACUCAAAAUCAAGUACAAGAGAAUCGGUUGACAAAGUGAAGAUUCCAACACUCUUUAUUCAGACUGACAAUGGGACAGCCCCACAGUUCUCGAUUCCCAGAAGUGCAAUAGCAGAAAAUCCAUUUACAAGCGUGCUUCUCCGUUCUCGUUUACCUUCCGGCAUUAUGAACGAGAGAUCUGCAUCGCCUUGGUGCCAGGGUCUCGUCAUUGAGUGGCUUACAGCAGUGGAGCUUGGAUUUUUGAAGGGCCGUCAUCCUUUACUGGAAGAUGUAGAUGUUACAAUCAAUCCUUCAAAAGGUUUAUCUCUAGUUGAAGGUAUAUCAUCCGAUGAGCCUAAGGACUCGUCUAAGAUCCGGAAUCUUUCCGAAUAUAAUGCUUUAAGUGCAUAUGGUGUGGAUCCACCCGAAGAAAGUGAUAAAGUAGCUAAUGUUCCUUUAAGAUCACAAAAACAAUUACCCGACCACUCUGAAACACAAAAAGUGGGGGAAAGUGAUGAACCAAAACAUAGUAGCUCACCUGAUGCUGAAGCAGUCGAAGAGGAGGGGGAGGUUCCUGUUAACGAAGAAAGCCAAGUUCUACAGAGUGCACAAGUGGUAAUGAACAUGCUUGAUGUGACUAUGCCUGGUACACUAUCACCAGAACAGAAGAGAAAGGUCCUGAUGGCCAUGGAGCAAGGAGAAACACUUAAGAUGGCUCUAGAUGGAGCUGUGCCUGAAGAUGUUCGUGGAAAGCUUGCAGCUGCUGUUUCUGCAAUGACACAAGCUAAGGGGAUGAAAGUAAAUGCUGAUGGAAUUAUGGAUGCUAGUCAAAUAAAUUUAUCAGACUUUAAAGCAAGUAUCCAAGAAACAGUUGGAGAACCUUCACCUCCUGCAAGUGAAUCAAAUGAUGUUCAAACUUCGGAGUCGAAGAAAGAGAGUGAUGGAUCAUCUGAUGAUACUGGCGAUAAGGAUCAGCCUGUGAAGAUAGACCAAGAUCAGGAAAAGGGCGAAUCCAAAGAUCAAAAGAUUGAAGAAAAAAAUAUAGAUUCGUCGGCUGAUCAAAAUGAGGCAGGAACAAGCAGUACAUCGGACAAGCACAGUAAUAGCGAGGAAACAGUUGACACUGGCAAUUCUGGUGGGGCACAGGUGAAAACGGAUCAGGACGGAGCAACUGCUGAUUCAGGCAAAAAAGAGGAUAAUGAUGACCAACACACUGAUGGAAAAACCAAGGAUGAUUCAAUUGAUGAGAAGGAUACAACAGCAAAAACAGAAGAAUCAUCGCCAGUUGCGGCAUCUUCUCCUGAGGCUCCUCCUACGGACAAGGAAGCAGACAAUGUUCCAAAGAAGGAAGAUGAAAAACCAGAGCCUUCCACAGAUCAAAACCAGCAAGCCUCUUCCAAGGCGGAAGAACCACCCCCACCAAAUCCUCCGGCUCCUCCUCCGGCUCUUGGUGCAUUCGAAGCAUUUACAGGGUUUGAUGAUUCAACCCAGAUGGCUGUUAAUAGUGUAUUUGGAGUUCUAGAAAAUAUAAUUAACCAGUAUGAUGCGCAAAAUGAGGAAGAUCAACAGAAAAAUGGUGACAAACAAGAAAAGCAGAGCGGUGAGCAACCUGGUUCUUCUACUAGGGAAGCUGCUGUACCGCAAAGCGAAGACAAGUCAGCAAGUGGAGACACUGAUAAAGGUGGAGUCAAGUCAGCAAGUGGAGACGCUGAUAAAGGUGAAGUCAAGUCAGCAAGUGGAGACACUGGUAAAGGUGAAGUGAGCUUAGACUCUGAUGAUGACCUUGAAAAAUCUGACGAUACAGAAGAGGAUGCAGGAAAUGGAUCUCGCGGAAAGCAGCUCACUCAGAACUCUAUUUCAUACAUGAAAAACAGUUUUAGCUCUCAAGGAAGUAAGGGAGGUGGUUAUGCAGUUAAGGGUAAGGGCGAGAAGAGGGGGGUAAAUUUGAAUGUGUCAAAAAGCUCAGGCAAGACUAGACAAUUGCACAAGGUUCCAGUAUAUGUAACAGUGAACCCAUAUGGGGAUUCACUGUACAAUGAAUACCUCCGUGAAUAUCUACUUUCAAAUGUUUCCGGUCCCAAAUCAUUGGAUUUGGAUUCGACUACUGACUUACUCCUUGAGUACUCUUCAGAGGAAGGUAAAUGGAAGUUCUUGGAUGACGAAGAUGAUGAUAGUGCUUCUGAAUCUGAUGAUGACACUAAUGAAUAUAAGGGAAGUAGCAGUAAGGGUCAAGAUGUCCGUUCUUCAGCAGAGGCCAAUGAUGCAGACGAAAUUAUUGAAACAUCCUAUGUAGUACUAGAUACGGAAAAUGAACAACGGCCCCUUGAAGAUCACAAUUCUUCGGAUGAUCUUGUUAGAAAACUUGGAGGGCGGCCCCCUAGAUCUGGGGAUCCGAUGCUCUUAGUCAAAAAUAUCAUACUAGACACUCUGAAGGUUGAAGUUGGUCGUAGGCUAGGUGUGCAAGAGAUGGAACCCUCGCUUGCGAGUGAGUUGGAACGAGUAGCAGAUGUAGUUUCCUUGGGUAUUGGACAAAGCCGGGGUUUGGAAGAAAAUAAAGAGCCAUCUUCAGGAAAACUAGGCACUAUUCAGGGUGGGUAUGUAUUGAAGACGAUUUCUUUUGCUGUUACUGAAACCACUUACUUGAGAAAAGUUCUGCCAGUUGGUGUUAUUGUUGGCUCUUGCUUGGCCGCUCUGAGGAAGUACUUCACUGUAGCUGUGCAGCAGGAUGGUUCUCAUAGUUUGGAGGAUGGUGUUGAUAAAACCAACAUAACAAGGGAGGAAAUUCAAGGUCAUGAAGGUGGGACUCUUAGCAAGCAAAAACCUUCAGUCAAGAAGGAGAAGGAUGAACACUCUGAUAGUGAGGAUGAACAUUCUGAUAGCGAGGACGAACACUCUGCGCUGGAUAAUUUUAUUAGCUUAGCUAGUGAGAAUGUGCAGAAUCUGAGCAGCAAUACUGUCGUGGUUGGUGCUGUUACAGCUGCCUUGGGUGCAUCUGCUUUCUUGGUCCCUCAACAGAUAGAAGAACAAUUUGAAAACGGUGAAUCUGCUGAAAUCUCAUCGACCUCAUUCAGUGAGAAUAGAAACGAAAAUGGGGAUGCCAUUUCAGAUAGAAGCCAAAAUAACCUAGUGAGUAGCUUUGCUGAGAAAGCAAUGUCUGUUGCAGCUCCUGUGGUACCUACUACGAGUGAUGGUGCUGUGGAUCAGGAUAGGUUGGUAGCAGUUCUGGCAGAGUGGGGACAAAGGGGUGGAAUGUUAAGACUGGUUGGGAAGCUUGCUUUACUUUGGGGUGGUCUACGUGGUGCUAUGAGCUUGACUAACAGACUUAUUUCAUUCUUACACAUUUCAGAGCGCCCCUUGCCUCAGAGGAUUCUUGGGUUUGUUUGCAUGGUUCUUGUUCUAUGGACGCCGGUGGUCAUUCCAUUGUUGCCGACGCUUGUACAGAACUGGACGACACAAAGCUCGGGAAUGGCCGAAUAUGCUUGCAUUGUGGGUCUCUACGCAGCUGUAAUAAUCCUGAUAAUGUUGUGGGGAAAGAGAAUUCGCGAGUGUGAUCACGAACAUCCACUUAGGCGCUACGGCCUGGAUUUGACAUCAUUGCCGAAGCUUCAGGACUUUGCAGUGGGAUUGCUAGGAGGAUUCAUGCUAAUCUUAUCGAUACAUUCUACAAAUGCGCUACUUGGUUGUGCCAGCCUCUCGUGGCCUUCCAGCCUAUCUUCGUCUUCAACACAAGCUAUUUUCUUGCUCAAAGGUUAUGGUGGAAUGCUUCUGUUGGCUGGUCAAGCAGUUGUGACGGCAACUGUGGUGGCAAUUGUGGAAGAAUUGUUUUUUAGGUCAUGGUUGCCUGAAGAAGUAGCUGUGGAUAUUGGCCAUCACCGUGCAGUUCUUGUCUCAGGACUUGCAUUUGCCAUAUUUCAAAGGUCGCUGCAGGCAAUACCAGGGCUUUGGCUAUUGUCUCUAGCUCUAUCUGGGGCGAGACAAAGAAACAAAGGCAGUCUGGCUGUUCCGAUCGGAAUGCGAGCAGGAAUCCUAGCAUCAUGUUACAUCCUGCAGAAAGGUGGAUUUUUAAUCUACCAUCGCAGCUAUCCCAUAUGGUUAACUGGUACAGACACGAUGCAGCCGUUCAGUGGAGUUGUUGGACUUGCCGCCAGUCUUAUAGUGGCUCUACUGCUCUAUAAAAAACAGUCAUCUGGAACGGCAAUGGUCCCUAAAGCUGCUGAGGAGUAGAGUUGGCUUACACUGGAUUUUCCUUCUUCUAGUGCAUACCAGAUAAUCUGACCCUGUAUGGGUUCCUACCUCUGUAAAUUUAAUGAUGCACAAGUCAAUUUAUAGUUGCACUAUAUGUAAUACAACAACUCUGGAAGCAGUAAAACCAGCAAGAUGGAUAACAAGGCAGAAAGCUUCAAAGAGUGAACGGCGCAUAGAGAUGGACAUGUACUUGGAAGUAAUUGUAUCAAGGGGAAAUGUUGGUUGAUGUUAAAGGUGCAAGGCCAUCAGAGAUAUUCUUUUUGUAACAGUUACCUGUAAAGGAUUUUUUCCGAAAUUGUAGAAGGAUAAUAAAGGGAGCUCAUGAAGUGCAGGCGAAAAGCUCCAGAUUUUUGGGACAUCAGGUAGUGAAGGAAAUGUAAUGGUAUAACUUGGUAAAAGAAUGUUCAAUAGCAACAACACUUGCAGAGGAAAUGUAGCUUACUUUCAUUACAUCAAACUGGAAACUGUCUAGCAGAAGCAGUACACUAAUACUAGUUAACAGAUACUACAGCUAUUACAUGAUAUGAUAACAAGUUAAUUUCCA